Molecule: messenger RNA, 3191 nt
Organism: Cherax quadricarinatus
Lineage: Eukaryota; Metazoa; Arthropoda; Malacostraca; Decapoda; Parastacidae
Source: RefSeq, a predicted model, not a curated record
GAACCCCAACAACAAGACAUUAACUUGGUGACCCUUAACAACCCUCAACAACACUUUCCUCAGGUACUGGUCAGUCUUCUUGCUAAGUGACUAAAGUUAGUAUGGCUCGACCUGGAGCUCAUAGGAAAUUUUAUGACUUCACUAAGUCAGAAGGACCAAAGGAGGAGAGGGAUGAAGUCAGCAGCACACCAGAGGAUCUUGUGAAGUAUGUGGCACAAAAUAUCAUCGGAGCAGAUACUGUUUUCUCGACCCCUUUUGGACCCCGUAAAGUUGUAUAUUGUGACUAUAUAGCCUCUGGGAGAUCAGUUAAAUUUAUUGAAGAUUACAUCAGUUGUGAAGUCCUGUCUCAGUACGGUUCAACGCACACUACUUCUACAGUCACUGCUCUCCAAACAACACUCUUCAGACACGAGGCCCGUGAUAUCAUUCGGAAUGCUACCAAGGCCUCGGAGCACGACAGAGUAUUGUUUGUCGGGAGUGGUGCAACUGGUGCCUUGCAGAAGUUGAUCCAUGGUUUAAACUUAACUGAAGCCCCAAUUGUGUUUGUUGAUCCAUGUUCACACCACUCAAGCCUGCUGCCCUGGAGGGAGAUUGGUGCAACGGUAAUUCGGAUUCGUGAGACAAAAGAUGGAAGCAUUGAUAGUGUUCACCUGGAAGAGAUGCUCAAACAACAGCAAGGAAAGAGUUGUCGCAUGAUAGGAUGUUUCACCGCAGCCAGUAAUGUGACAGGGAUCGUGGCACACGAUGUAGAACUCACUAUGCUUCUCCACAAGUAUGGUGCACUGGCAUUUUGGGAUUAUGCAACUGCUGCUCCUUAUGUGGAUAUUAAGAUGAAUCCAUUAGUUAGUGGAGAUGGUGACAGCCUUACUCAUAAAGAUGCCAUCUUCUUCUCAGUGCACAAGUUCCUUGGUGGAGUACAGACUCCAGGUAUUUUAAUUGCCAAGAAAUAUUUAUUUGAGAAUUCUGUGCCUGAAAUAUGUGGAGGAGGAACUGUGUUCUUUGUGUCACGAGAGUCUCACCGAUACUUACAGGAUGUGGAGACACGAGAGGAAGGUGGAACACCAGCCAUUGUGGAGUCUAUCCGUGCUGGUUUAGUGAUGCAACUGAAGAACUGCAUCACCCCAGAUUUCAUCACUACUCGCAACAGACACCUAUCAAGGAAAAUUUCAGACUUGGUUGGGAGUGUCGCAGAAUUAGAAGCUCUGGGUAAUGUUGAUUACCCCGACAGGCUACCAGUUCUGUCAUUUGUUGUGCGACAUCUGCAGUCUGGCUUCCUACUGCACCACAAUUUUAUCUGCGCAGUCUUGAAUGACGUGUUUGGAGUUCAAGCCCGAGGUGGCUGCGCUUGUGCUGGGCCCUAUGCACAAGACCUGCUUGGAAUUAAUGAAAACCUCGCUCAACGCUAUGAGGAGUUGCUGGUGGAGGACAGCAGAUUAGAUCGGUCACACCUUCGAAGACAACAUGAACAUAGCGAUGUGGAGGUGCUGAGGCCGGGUUUUGUUCGCCUUAACUUGCCAUAUUCAGCUUCAGAUGAGGAGGUUGAGUUCAUCCUGAGUGCUGUACGUGAGGUGUGUGUGAAUGGUUGGCGCUUGCUUCCACAGUAUAACUUCAAUCCAGAAACUGGUGAAUGGAAGCAUCACACUAACUUGGUGUAUAGAGAGAGACUGUGGUUACAGAACAUCUCUUAUGCUAAAGGUUGUUUUUCCUACCAGAGCAAGGAUAUUUCUGCAGAUGCUCCAGGUUAUGAAGAUUGUCUAAAAAAAGCUAGAAAUGUUUUUGAUCAAGCAACCAAGGCAGCCUUAAGACGUCAAGUUCCAGAAGAUGUCAUCCUUUUUCGGGAAGCAGCGGCUCAUUUACGUUGGUUCUUACUUCCAAGUGAAGCCAAGGAGGCUCUUCAGCAGCCUGCUGCAGCCUCUCUACCUCGUGAUAGUUGUGCUCGACUUCCUUUUGUGCCUUUGGCGUAUCCUCUGAAGGAAUCGGACUUGCGCAUAAGGCCAGAUUUUGUUUGGCAGCCUACAAGUAGUGGCUCACUUACAUCUAAAAGAACUAAUGUGUCAGUGAAGCAAAGUUAUAAUAUUCAAAAUGCUGAAGCUGAUGCUGGUAAAGAAAAUGCCAACAUGCAGCAGAAAAUAAUUGUUGGAGAGAACAAAAUCUUACAAAAUGAAAGGAAAGACAAUAGCAAUGAUAUUAAGGGGCUGAGAUGUGAGAAUGAAAAACAGGAUGAUCUUUCUUCUAUCACCAGAGCUGCAAAUGAAGAUCACAGAGAUUUAUCAACAAGAAAUGAUUCUGAUGAGACUUGCAAGAUUGGAGAAAAUACUUUUGUGUUAAAAGAAAACUCUAGUGUGAAUGUCAGUACCUUAGGAAGAAGCAUCAAUCUUGACAUGCUGAAAGAAAGUGAAGGUGCCAGAGAUGAUACGACAAUCUCGUCAAACAGAGACAACACCCAGAAAAGCUAUAAUAAUAUUAUUUCAUCUAGUAAAGAUUCAAAAUUAGUUUGUAAAGAUUUGGAGUGCUUUGUUGAGAGAAGUGAUGUCAUUCCUUGUCAGAUCAUUUCAGUGCAGAACAAGUGGCAUUCUCCUCCGAAAAAUAUAUUUAAUCCUACAGUUGAAGCCCUUCAAGAGUUUGGCAUGAUAAAAGAUAGCGACAGUGUUUUAGUUUGUCUAUCUGGAGGAAAGGAUUCUCUCUCACUGCUACAUACACUACGACAGUACCAGUUUUAUGCUGGUGCCAGGGAAAUCAAGUUUUCCUUGGGAGCAGUAACAGUGGACCCUAAGAGUGCUUCAUAUGACCCAAGGCCUCUCAUCCCUUACUUGGCUAGUCUAAACAUUCCUUACUUCUAUGAACAGCAAGAAAUUCUGAAGCAAGCUGCAGAUUUAGAAAACCUGAACUCUAUCUGCAGCUUCUGCUCAAGAAUGAAACGAGGCAGAAUAUAUGCUACUGCUCGACGUGAAGGUUACAAUGUUCUGGCAUUUGGCCAACACCUGGAUGAUCUUGCCGAGAGCUUCAUGAUGUCUGUGUUUCACAAUGGAAGGCUUCGCACAAUGAAAGCACAUUAUAAUGUCAGGGAAGGCGAUCUGCGAGUUAUUCGUCCUUUUGUCUAUGUACGAGAAAAAGAUUUAAGAAGAUUUGCCGAGUCCAAGAAGCUGCCAGUUAUUCCUGAAAAUUGUCCAGCAUGUUUUGAGUCACCAAAG